Messenger RNA from Callorhinus ursinus (northern fur seal), 662 nucleotides. The record is from RefSeq and is a predicted model, not a curated record. Lineage: Eukaryota; Metazoa; Chordata; Mammalia; Carnivora; Otariidae.
AUGGGGAAGGACCGGAGAGAAGAGGGACUGGCUGCUGUGAUCCUGGACCCGCGGCCGCCGCCGGUUGUCGUCCGCUCGCUGGCAGCGAGGUUCCCGCGGCCCCGUGACCCGGCCUCGGCGGGAGCAGCCACGACGGCGGCGACCUCGGGUGGGAGCCCGGGCGGCUCGCGGUGGGUCGGGGGCGGCCCGGGAGGGUCCUCGCGGCCUACAGUGGGCAGCGCCGAGCUCGGAGGAGACAGCCGCGGGCAAGGGGCUGGGGUUCUGGGGUGCCCCCUUCAGGCGCUGCCCCGGGCCGCGCCGCCACUCUCACAGCCCGGCCGCCCCUGCCCGCUGUGCGCUUCCUCUCGGUGCCGCAGGCCUCAGCGGGGAUUCUGGGGGUACGCGGCGGGGCUCGACACGCGACGGCCUCUGGGGAGUUGGGGUCCAGGGAGACCCGGCUUCACCUCCCGCCCGCCUGGGGCUGCAAGACCCUCGGGAGGCGCCUCCGCGAGGCCGCAGAGCCGCGGGCGCCCGCCGCUUCCCUUCGCCCUGAGCCGGAGGAAUCUUCCGAUAAUUCUGCCGCCACGACUUGAACCGUGUGCGACGCGAGCUCGAAACAAACAUCACAUCUAAAUUAAAAAAAAAAAAAAAAAAAGCGGAAGAAGCGGCCGAGGAGGCGGCGG